AGCCAACUCAAUCAAUCAAUCCACAAUCCAAUCCGUCAAUCAAUUCUGUCAAUUAAUCGAUCAAUCAAUCAACCAGUCAGUCCGUCUAGCAAUCCAAUGGAGAAACUCAUUCUCGGAGCUACCUCGUGCUUAUUCUUAGGAUUGAUUACUUGUGCUAUAAAUGACCCUCUCUCCUCGACACUCUCGACGAGGUGUCUGCAUUUUGCUCCUGUCUCCCUCCCCUUCUUCUUCAUCUUCUUCAUUGAUCUAGCGGGACAAAGAGUCCUCCAUACUAUAAUAGUCAUCGUCAUCCUGACUAGUCCAACUAGAGAUCAGUCCAUCAUCCCUCUCCCACACCCCCUUCUUUCUCAUCCCAAAAAUAAUACACUCCCCCGUUGUGGAUGGCAGGAUAUACUUAGGACGGACCGAAUUGACGCCUGAUUUACUGAAGCAAUUCAAAAGGAAACUUAAUUCCUGCCCAAAGACCCUCCCUCACUCUCACUGCUCUUGUGUUCUACAUUGAAAGAGGAGCCGGGGAUGCGCAGCCUUUCGGGUCAAGGCAUUCAUCGUCUUCUGAGCAGAAGAACG
Molecule: messenger RNA, 567 nt
Organism: Aspergillus homomorphus CBS 101889
Lineage: Eukaryota; Fungi; Ascomycota; Eurotiomycetes; Eurotiales; Aspergillaceae
Exons: 3
Coding region: 97-420 (107 amino acids)
Source: RefSeq, a predicted model, not a curated record